This is a messenger RNA of Auanema sp. JU1783, 1017 nucleotides long. Lineage: Eukaryota; Metazoa; Nematoda; Chromadorea; Rhabditida; Rhabditidae. The record is from the annotation of a GenBank genome assembly.
AUGAGAUGGGUUCUAGCCAUAUUAGCUGUGGUGGGCUUGGUGAAGAGUCAGCUAGAUUGUGACAUUUUGGAUCCCGAAUGCCGCGCACGUUAUAGAAAUGGUGGCCAUCGAUCUGAUAUCAAACGAAAAAUCAAUUCGCGCUGCAAUUACCAAGACAUUUGGCUGAUACCAGGAAGAGCCGAUGGCAGUUGUACAAGACCGGGUGCUAAGCGGGUACUGGAAAUCAACCCGGGACAAGUACACAUCAAACCGGACGUUGUCCGUUUUCCUGGCUGUUUCACCCUCGAGAUAAAAAAUCUAAAGGUAAAAGAUGAUCAAGAUGCAUUAGACAAUUCUUUCUUCGCUAAAGCCGAAUAUCAAUGGUGGAAUGUAAAAGAUUUUUCGAAUCUUAAAUGCCAAAAUGCCACGAAUAACGGGUGUGGUGGCUAUGGAAAUAACUGCUAUUACUGCGAUGUGUGUGAAUCACUAACAGAAAUCGACAAUUCGCGUGAAAAUCAAGACUCCCUCGCUAGUCAACUAAAAGGGAUCAAUUGCCCUCAAAGGCCUGGCUAUUACACUUUUAGAAAAGAAUUUUGCUUCAAUGAUUGGUCAGCUUUCGAUGCAGAUGGGGAUUGUGAAAUGGAUUUCCUACAAGGAGACCGUGGAGAUUACAAGGGAGCGCUCUCAAGCUUGCAACAAGUAGGAUAUGGAUCAGUAAUCGCAAAAAUAAGAUUAGCAUUUAAUGCCACAGGAGGGGUUGCCCGUAAAAGACAGUUGAAAGAGUUACAAAUAGAGGAAUCAGUAGCCAAAGAGUUAGAGGAGCGUAGGCGUACAUGGGAUGUUAAUAAUGGACAAUUUGAUAAGUUCAGUCAGUGGUAUACCGAAUAUCGCAAGAACAUUUGGCACAGAGAUGAUUACCUUCCCUGGCUCCUCUAUGAGAACGAGGUUUCAUGCUUGAAGCUGACGUUCGAUGUUUGUGAAAAGCCGCCAAGACGAAUAAACUUUGGAGGAAGAACCAGAUAUACUUGUGAAAAUUAG